AUGGUUACAAGACUGGCGUAUACAGGUGAGGUCAGUUCCCCUCAUCUGGUGAGCAUCACUGAGAGGUUCCUGUGUGACGGCAAGCCUGUUGGGACGAGUCUCUUCAAGGACCAUUUCUGGGACAUUUACAACAAACUCUUCAAAUUAAGGGACUCAGAAGACGAUAUGCCACAUGCAUUUGCCUUUCUGACUCUACUAGCGUUCGACCUCUUCCUUGCGCAAGGAGUUGAUGCUCUGAUUCUUGAAGUUGGAAUAGGAGGUCAAUACGACUGCACCAACAUUGUUGAAAGACCAGCUGUAUGUGGAAUUACCUCGCUGCAUGUGGACCAUGUCCAAUACCUGGGUAACACUUUAGAAUCCGUGGCCUGGCACAAGGGAGGUGUGUUUAAACCAGGAACUCCAGCAGUGACAGCUCCUCAACACCCACGUGUGAUGAAAGUUCUAGAAAACAGAGCUGAAGAAAUAGGGACUAAGCUAUAUGUAGCCCCGCCACUGGCUACAUACGACGGUGGACCUGACCCAAUCAGGUUAGGGAUUCCUGGUCACGUGCAGCAGGUCAAUGCCUCCCUAGCACUACAGAUGUGUAACAUAUGGCUGGAAGCUCUGGGACAAGGGGUGGAACAGCCAUCUGGUGAUGAGGCCAUCUCCUCGGCCAUGAAGAAAGGACGCGAAUGGUCACAGAAGGCCCAAGGAUUCAAACUGACUGACAGCAUGAUGAAUGAUAAGUAUAAAUAUUUUGUCAUCCAAGAAUGA
Messenger RNA from Haliotis rubra (blacklip abalone), 753 nucleotides. RefSeq names its product folylpolyglutamate synthase, mitochondrial-like. NCBI's taxonomy places the organism in Eukaryota, Metazoa, Mollusca, Gastropoda, Lepetellida, Haliotidae. Gene Ontology annotation, cellular component: cytosol; mitochondrion; cytoplasm. The record is from RefSeq and is a predicted model, not a curated record. Gene Ontology annotation, biological process: tetrahydrofolylpolyglutamate biosynthetic process. Gene Ontology annotation, molecular function: ATP binding; tetrahydrofolylpolyglutamate synthase activity. Bases 1 to 753 code for a protein of 250 amino acids. The transcript is spliced from 6 exons.